CUGCAUGCGUAUAUAUAUAUUAAAAUGAAACUACGUUAAAUUAGUUUAAAUUCUGAAAUAAAUCUACUAACUGGAUUGAUAUAUUAAAUAAUAUUGAGAGAACUUUGGAAAAAAUAUUCAUAAUGGCUACCAAUCUGAAGUUAACAGUGGUAGGUGAUGGCGGCGUCGGCAAAAGCUGUAUGCUGAUUUCUUAUACUACUAAUGCAUUCCCGAGCGAAUAUGUACCGACAGUUUUCGACAACUAUUGUGCCAAUGUUAUAGUAGAUGGAAAGGUUGUAAAUGUUGGACUUUGGGAUACUGCUGGUCAAGAAGAUUACGAUCGUCUUCGACCAUUAUCUUACCCUCAGACGGACGUCUUCUUUAUUUGUUAUUCCAUUGAAAUGAGGUCUUCAUUUGAGAAUGUUCAGCAUAAAUGGGUUCACGAAGUGCGCCAUUAUUGCCCACAUGUUCCAUUGGUUCUCGUUGCUUGUAAGAUGGAUUUAAGAGGGACGAGUUCUCGUAAAGAUAUGGUCAGCUACGAUGAAGGUCUUAAAGUAGCAAAGACUCUCGGAAUGAGAUUUUGCGAGACUAGUGCGUUAACUCAGCAAGGAUUGAAGGAUUGUUUUGACGAUGCUAUAAGAACUGCUCUAAACUGUCAACCGUCUGCAAAGAAAAGGGGCGGCUUGUUUGGUAGUAGGAAAAAAGAAAUUCCAAACCCCCCUGUCAUGCCUCAGACUGGAUUUGCACCAAAAAUUGAAAUAACUACAUCUACCUUUGGUGAUGAGUGGUACAGGAUGCUUCAAGAUCCGAAACACUGUGACGUCACGUUUGUUCUAGAGGAAAAGCAUCGUCUGGACGCGCAUACAACAGUUCUAUGUGCGGCAUCAAAAGUUUUCGCAAAAAUUCUUGGAAUUUCAAAACCUAUGAAGAAUAACCAAAUGAAAGAAAUAAACGCCAUUGACAAUUACAGCAUGGAGCAAAUAAAUUCUGGCGCAGUACAAGGAGUUGCCGCAAUGUACCUUAAUGAAGCAGACGACAAAAAUCAAUCUUCUGCAACCAGUCGUCAUAUAAAUAUAGAACUAAGUGCAGACAUAUUAGCCAAAACAUUCGUUCGUGUCCUUGAAUUUCUAUACUCAGGGGUUCCACGCUUUCCCGAUAUAGACGAUGUUUCUGAACAGGAAAUCCGGGAACUUGAGCGCGUGGCAGGAAUAUUCAAACUAUCCCAAUUGCAGACGAUAUGCACAAAUAUUUUAACGGAACAAGAAUUUUUGAAUCCCAGCAUCGGUACAUACUUGAAUGAUGAAACGGGAGCCAGACUUAAAGAGCUCUUCUUCAAUCAACCGGAUAGAUCGGACGUUGUUUUCAAUGUGGAAGGAAAGUACAUAUACGCACAUAAAUGUAUAUUGAGCGCUCGGUGUGACGUCAUGUCAGCCAUGUUCAGCGGAAACUUUGUAGAAAGUAAAAAUAACAGAACUGAGAUUCACAUACCAAACGCGACUGAAGAGACGUUUCUAGCAUUUUUAGAAUAUCUAUACACUGACCACUCCCCUAUAGAUGAAAAUGACGCUGUCGGAAUACUCGUGCUGGCAGAUGAGUACGGACAACAUCGUCUGGUUAACCUUUGUGAAUUGUACAUUACUAAAGAAGUGGACAGAAGUGUUACGAAACAGAUUGAAAAAUCUGAAAUUGACGUCAUAGGCCUAUUACUGACAUCACAGGCAUACAACGCAAAACAGUUGGCAGACUGGUGUUUAUUUUUCAUCUCCAGUAAUUACAUAGCAUUCGAGCAACGUAAAGAAUUUUCACAAUUGAAAGGAGAAAACAAAAAGCAAGUUGUGGAAAACCGAUGGCCGCCAGUGUCAUAUCUACAAGAAGUGGAAGAAUAUAACAAGAAAUAUGGCGACAAAUCGGCAGAUAAAUGUGUGGUCAUGUGACAUUUUAAGUGCAUAUUGGUAUCUUGUCAUGUCACACACAGUCUUGUUCCAGUCACAAGAUACAAAAAGCAGACGGAUGUGCAUUAUUUCCGAAUUCUAUGAGGCAGGUCUCUGCGCAUUUCGAUCGCGCAUUUCCGUUUUUGAAGACGCGCGUUCUUCGAUAGUCCGUGACAGUUUGACAAUGGCGAUUUCUUCACUAGCAUGUUGACGUUAGAACUUUAUGUAAUUACGUCAUGUAUAUCUAAAGCUGCCGUCAAUGUCCUACAAGCAAUAAUUAUGUCUGACAAUGCUGACACAACCUGGAAAAUGAGAACACGUUUUAUCAAGUACAUAUUCGACAUAACAUUGCAAAUCUACAAUACAAUUACCCCAUUUCCAACAGUAAAAGAAAAUAAUUUAUUAAUGAUUAUGAGAAUUUUUGCAUCACAUAUGUUACUUUAAGAUUCUAUGUAUAUUGUAUUGUAUAUUGCUGUAUCCAUGUAACAAUGCUAUGACUGAAAGAUUCUGUUUUUAUUUGACAAAGUUUUUAUUUGCUCGUUAACGUCACGUUCCGUUUAGGGUAUAGUUAAACGGACGUUGCGUAAUUUGUUAUAUAUACACGUCAUUUUUUCUGAAAAAGACAAAAUGUUGAAAGCUAAAGAAA
Ruditapes philippinarum (Manila clam) is the source of this 2556-nucleotide messenger RNA. RefSeq names its product rho-related protein racA-like. The transcript has 11 exons. Gene Ontology annotation, cellular component: cell cortex; plasma membrane; cytoskeleton. The coding region runs from base 123 to 1913 and encodes 596 amino acids. Gene Ontology annotation, biological process: regulation of cell shape; establishment or maintenance of cell polarity; actin filament organization. Gene Ontology annotation, molecular function: GTP binding; GTPase activity; protein kinase binding. NCBI's taxonomy places the organism in Eukaryota, Metazoa, Mollusca, Bivalvia, Venerida, Veneridae. The record is from RefSeq and is a predicted model, not a curated record.